Ochotona curzoniae (black-lipped pika) is the source of this 1593-nucleotide messenger RNA. RefSeq names its product keratin 74 (gene KRT74). Gene Ontology annotation, cellular component: keratin filament. The transcript is spliced from 9 exons. Lineage: Eukaryota; Metazoa; Chordata; Mammalia; Lagomorpha; Ochotonidae. The record is from RefSeq and is a predicted model, not a curated record. The coding region runs from base 1 to 1593 and encodes 530 amino acids. Gene Ontology annotation, biological process: intermediate filament organization; keratinization. Gene Ontology annotation, molecular function: structural constituent of skin epidermis.
AUGAGUCGGCAGCUGAACUUCAGGUCUUGCGGCGACAGGAGCAGCUUCAGCAUGCACUCGGCCAUAGCGCCGAGGAGGGCUGCAGGCGUGACCUCCUACUGCAACCCUGGCAAAGGGGCAGGGGCUGGUUUUGGCAGUUGGAGCCUCUACAGCCCCAGGGGGAAUCGACAGGCAUCCUUCUAUAGGGCUGGUGGCAGUGGGAGGGCAGGUGGCUACAACUUUGGGUCUGGCUCUGGACAUGGAGGGAACCGGCCCAGUGGCUUUGCAGGCAGCAUGUUUGGCAGCGUGGCCCUGGGGUCCACAUGUCUGCCGGUGUGCCCACCAGGGGGCAUCCAUCAGGUCACCAUCAACAGGAGCCUCCUGGCCCCUCUGCAUGUGGAACUGGACCCUGAAAUCCAGAAAGUGCGUAGCCAGGAGCGGGAGCAGAUCAAGGCUCUGAACAACAAGUUCGCCUCCUUCAUCGACAAGGUGCGCUUCCUGGAGCAGCAGAACCAGGUGCUGGAGACCAAGUGGGAGCUGCUGCAGCAGCUGGACCUCAAAAACUGCAGAAACAACCUGGAGCCCAUCUUUGAGGGCUACAUCAGCAGCCUGCGAAGGCAGCUGGAGACACUGUCCGGGGACCGUGUGAGGCUGGACUCGGAGCUGCGGAGCAUGCGUGAUGUGGUGGAGGACUACAAGAAGAGGUAUGAGGCUGAGAUUAACCUGCGCACAGCAGCAGAGAGUGAGUUUGUGACGCUCAAGAAGGAUGCAGACGCAGCGUACAAGGUCAAGGUGGAGCUUGAGGCCAAAGUGGACUCCCUGGACAAAGACAUCAAGUUCCUUAAGUGUCUCUAUGAGGCGGAAACUGCCCAGAUCCAGACCCAUGCCAGCGAGACCUCUGUCAUCCUGUCCAUGGAUAACAACCGCUCGCUGGACCUGGACAGCAUUAUCGCCGAAGUCCGCACCCACUAUGAGGACAUUGCCCUGAAGAGCAAAGCCGAAGCCGAGGCGCUGUACCAGACCAAGAUCCAGGAGCUGCAGCUGGCAGCUGGCCGGCACGGUGACGACCUCCAACACACCAGGAGUGAGAUCUCAGAGGUGACCCGGCUCAUCCAGAGGUUGCACUGUGAGAUCGCCAGCGUGAAGAAGCAGUGUGGCAACCUGGAGACAGCUGUGGCUGACGCUGAGCAACGAGGGGACAGUGCCCUAAAGGAUGCCCGGGCCAAGCUGGACGAGCUGGAGUCUGCCCUGCACCAGGCCAAGGAAGAGCUGGCCCGGAUGAUGCGCGACUACCAGGAGCUCAUGAGCGUGAAGCUGGCCCUGGACAUGGAGAUCGCCACCUACCGCAAGCUGCUGGAGGGCGAGGAGUGCAGGAUGUCUGGUGAGAACCCAUCUCCCGUGAGCAUCUCCGUCAUCAGCAGCAGCAACUACAGCUAUGGCUACCACCCCAGCUCCCUGGGGUCUGAACUCGGGACCAGCAGUGUGGCAGGCAGCUCUGGCAGCACCCAAAGCAGGCCGGUCAAGGCUACAGGCGCAAGAGUGAGAGACGCCAAGGACCUCCAGGGCAAGAAUGCCCUUGGCAGCACACCAUCAGGCAGGAAGGCCACCCGAUAA